Molecule: messenger RNA, 534 nt
Organism: [Candida] anglica
Lineage: Eukaryota; Fungi; Ascomycota; Pichiomycetes; Serinales; Debaryomycetaceae
Source: the annotation of a GenBank genome assembly
AUUUUUGCCACCAAAUGUUUUACAUAACUUUCUUUUUAGCAAUACUAGUAUUUAUCAUUUAUACAAACACUAACAUCAUGGCCGAAUCCAACAAGAAACUUACCCAAGAAGAACGCGACCAACAAUUGUUUGAUCCUAACAACAUGAUGGUUAACAUGGGCGGCAAACUGGUUCCAUUUUCUAAAAUUAACAAACCUCACCAUGUUGUGAUCCAACCAAAGGACCAUCAACCUCAAUUUAAUGCUGAGAGUUUCCCUGAUGUUGAGCCAGAAGCCAAGGAAAGAGAAGCUAAGCUUGCUGCUGCUAGAAAUCAGUAGGCCAAUUUUUUAUUGACCACUGUUUGUGUGUGAUCACUCCUGACAGGUUCAGAUCUAGAGUGAAAAGACAAUACACUCUCUCAAUUUCUAGUUCAUAUACAAAAGAGGAAAAGAAAAGGAAGAAAAAAAAACAUACAAAUAUACUUCAAUUGACCGAAGCAAUCAAAACAACUCUUUCUAUUUCAUCAUUUCCUUUGAAUACAAAUACUUAUGAUUA